UCCAUUAUUGGUCCAUCCCUCACGUCGCGUUUUUCCUUGAAACAUCACUUCUUCUUGUCGCUUUUACAGUUGAAUUCUCGUACAAUUUGGGUUUUUUUUCUUCUUCCGUCGUUUCUGUGCAAGUUAAUGGUUGCCCCGAGCUUUGAUUUUGGUCAUCGGAGAUUGCAGCGAUCAAGUGCUUUAGCUCAAUCUUUAGUCUUUACCCCGUCUACUUAAUUUCUACUAGCAACAAAUCAUCGGAAUAGUUUCUUCUAUCUUUCGAAUUAUUUUGUGUUUUGUUUUAGAUUACAUUAGAAUUCAUAGUCUUUGAAGUUAUUUUGGCCAUGGAACCUGCCGUACCUUCGCAACUUGUUGGUUCAGAGAUUCAUGGCUUCAAAACCAUGCAAGAUUUAGAUAUACCCACCAUGUUUGAAGAAGCUAAAACAAGAUGGCUUAGGCCAAAUGAGAUCCAUGCAAUGCUUUGUAACCACAAGCAUUUCAACAUUCAUGUGAAGCCUGUGAAUUUGCCAAAAAGUGGCACUAUUGUCUUAUUUGAUCGUAAGAUGCUACGAAAUUUCCGGAGGGAUGGGCAUAAUUGGAAAAAGAAAAAAGAUGGAAAAACUGUCAAAGAAGCUCAUGAGCACUUGAAAGUUGGUAAUGAUGAAAGGAUUCAUGUGUAUUAUGCACAUGGUGAAGAUCAAUCAACCUUAGUUCGCAGAUGUUACUGGCUUCUUGAUAAGAAAUUGGAACAUAUUGUUCUUGUUCAUUAUCGUGACACCCAGGAGUUACAAAGCUCUCCAACUAUUGAAUCAAAUGCCAGUUCAGACGCACCCGCUUCAUGGACUCUCUCAGAAGAACAUGAUGGGGUUGAUCAGGUUUAUAAUGUUGAGCCUAAUGAGACUAUAAUAAAUCAUAAAAUGACACUUCAUGAACUUAACACGCUUGAAUGGGAUGAUCUUGUGGUCCCAAAUGACUCCGACAACUUAAUCACGCAUGAAGGAGGAAACAUACCAUAUUUUGAUCAAGAUGACCAAUAUGGACUAAAUGGAAUUGUAAAUACUAUGGACCCUGGAUUUAUAAAUUCUAGCAAUGACAUUUUAGACUCCUUGGAGAAGGAUGGAUUGAAAAAUCAAGAUAGUUUUGGAAGAUGGAUGAAUUACAACAUGACUGACACUGAUUCCCCUCUUGUGAUUGAUGAACCAAUUGGUAAAGAAACAGUUAGGAAUCCAAGUAGCCAAUCACAAUCCUUGGAGCAAAUAUUCAAUAUAACUGAAGUCUCCCCUUCAUGGGCUUCGUCUAAAGAAGAAACAAAGGUUUUAGUGGUUGGAGUUUUCCACGAAGAACAUCUCCACUUAUCAAACUCAAAUCUGUUUUGCGUAUGUGGAGACGUAUGUGUCCCAAUCGAAACAGUCCAGCCUGGCGUAUUCCGGUGCUUCAUGCCACCUCACACCCCAGGAGUAGUCAACCUUUUCAUCACUCCCGAUGGUCAAACCCCCAUCAGUCAACUUAUCCCAUUCGAAUACCGGGCCCCACCUACACAACAAAACAUCACAAUCUCUUCACAAGAAAAACCCGAAUGGGAAGAUUUCCAAGUCAAAAUGCGAUUAGCUCAUUUGCUAUUUUCAACAUCAAGAAGCCUCAAUAUCCUAUCGAGUCACGUACCUCCAAAGGUCAUAAAAGAAGCGAAAAUCUUUGCUCAUAAAACGCGAUCGAUUGUUAAGAGUUGGGAUUUGUUGGUGGAUUCGAUUGUAGGGAAAAAGAUAGCGUUUUCGCAAGCGAAGAAUAGUUUAUUUGAGCUGAUUUUACAAAAUAGGUUACUUGAAUGGCUUUUGGAGAGACUAUUAGAGGGGAGUAAGAUUCCGGAACGUGAUGAUGAAGGUCAAGGGGUGAUUCAUUUGUGUGCUGUGUUGGAUUACACCUGGGCUAUUUUUCCGUAUUCGUGGUCGGGUUUAUCGAUUGAUUUUCGUGAUAAACGUGGAUGGACUGCUCUUCAUUGGGCUGCUCAUUAUGGGAAGCAAAGAACUGUGGCAUCUCUUCUAUCAGCAGGGGCGAAUCCAAAUUUAGUAACCGACCCGACUUCAGAAAAUCCGGGCGGAUGCACCCCGGCGGAUCUUGCAUCCAAAAAUGGUUACGAAGGGUUAGCAGCUUUUCUCGCAGAAAAAGCCCUAUUAGCCCAUUUCGAGGCCAUGACAUUAGCCGGAAACGUUAGCGGCUCAUUGCAAAGUACAAUCCCAAAAGACGAUGAUUAUACCGCCGCCGAUGAGCCGGUCACUGAAGAGGAGCAGUAUUUGAAGGAGACCUUGGCGGCGUAUCGGCGGGCGGCUGAUGCUGCCGCCCGGAUACAGGCGGCGUUCAGGGAGCAGUCGUUUAAAUUGAGAUCAAAAGCGGUGGAAUUUGCUAAUACGGAAGAUGAAGCGCGGUGUAUAAUAGCGGCGAUGAGGAUUCAACAUGCGUAUCGGAAACAUGAAACCAGGAAACAGAUGGCGGCUGCUGUACGGAUACAGCAUCGGUUUCGUACUUGGAAAAUACGAAAAGAUUUUCUCAAUAAGCGCCGCCAAGCCAUCAAAAUCCAAGCAUUUUUCCGUGGUUUCCAAGUUAGAAAGCAAUACAAGAAGAUAGUGUGGUCAGUGGGAGUGUUGGAGAAAGCAAUUCUACGUUGGCGACUUAAACGAAAAGGCUUUCGAGGUCUUAAAGUUGCUUCAAAUAAUGAUGACGUGGACAAUAAUGAGAAUGAAGAAAAUAUUGUGGAGGAAAAUUUUUACAAUGCGAGUAGGAAACAAGCUGAAGAACGGGUGGAGAGAUCAAUUAUUCGGGUCCAAGCCAUGUUUCGAUCCAAAAGAGCUCAAGAAGAAUAUAGAAAGAUGAAACAAGCACUUAGCCAAGCAUCGCUGGAGUAUGAUGAGCUUCUUAAUCCAGCUACAAUAAAUAUGGAAAGAUAGAAGGUGUGUGGUCUAUGAGUAUGAUAGGAUUGCGUUUACCACAUAUAUAUAUAUCAUGUAAAUGUGUAGAUUAAGGUAGAUAUUUUCAACUUCGGUUACUAGUUUUAUCUAUUUGUUUAAAUGAAUUUGUAGUUCUAAUUAUCAAUAAAGGGCUUUGUAUUAGUGUAAA
This is a messenger RNA of Lactuca sativa (garden lettuce), 3087 nucleotides long. RefSeq names its product calmodulin-binding transcription activator 6. The record is from RefSeq and is a predicted model, not a curated record. Gene Ontology annotation, biological process: regulation of transcription by RNA polymerase II. Gene Ontology annotation, cellular component: nucleus. Gene Ontology annotation, molecular function: protein binding; transcription coregulator activity; double-stranded DNA binding. Lineage: Eukaryota; Viridiplantae; Streptophyta; Magnoliopsida; Asterales; Asteraceae.